This is a messenger RNA of [Torrubiella] hemipterigena, 2929 nucleotides long. The record is from the annotation of a GenBank genome assembly. NCBI's taxonomy places the organism in Eukaryota, Fungi, Ascomycota, Sordariomycetes, Hypocreales, Clavicipitaceae.
CCCACAUCGUAACCACAAACAUCGCGUCCAUUCCCCCCUUGAGCCUCAAUUUACUUUUAAACUACGCAUACGACAAACUUCCACCAAACACAGCCCCAAUAUGAUGCAAUCAAUCCUUGGCUUGGCCUCUGGCGCCAACUAUUCCUUCUUUGCUGUUCCCGCGGCAUUUCUUGCAACUUGCAUCGCGCCACACGGCUACGCUAUUCUUUCCGCGCGAAAGCAUUAUGAUAAUGCUCGACCUCGAACAUUUAACGAAGCUGUAGCAAACGACGAAGAGAUUGAAAAGCCGAUCAGGCAGCGAAUCCUCCGUGCACAGGCUGCAUCUGACAAUGGCAUUGAAUCCUUUGGCUACUUUGCUUCUGGUGUAGUUGCUGCCAAUAUGGCAGGGCUGAGCAACGUAAAGCUGAACCUGCUAACAUAUGGCUAUGUGCUUACUCGCAUCUCUUAUAUCGUUGUGUAUAUUCACAUGCAAGAAAACCGAAAAUACCACUUCUUGCGCAGCACUCUCUGGGAGACGGCGUUUAGUAUUGUGGCCGCAAUGUGGGUGAUGGCUGGCCUCAACAUUAUGAACAAGUAAUCAUCGCGGCCGCGAUAUUCUAUUAUUAUUAUUAUUUGCCUGAUAUAGUUUUCUAGAUAUUUGUUGACGUUCACUCAUAAGAAGUAAAUUCAAGGUCUAUGAGCCAGCCUGCCAGCGAUGAGGCCUCUGGUCUGGAUCGUGCUUCCUCUUCUGCAGCCGCCUCUGUGUAUAUGCCUGUCGUACGCAGUUCGUCAUAGAAUUCCGCCCGCUGAAUAUACGUGAGAUGCUCAAAGUUGUACUCCCUAGCGAAUUGCCAGGGACUCUUGCCCGCAUCAUCAAGAACAUCCACCCGUGCACCAGCAGAUAGAACAUAUUUGACAAGAUCGAUGUCACCCUUUCUGAUGAUGUAGUUCAAAAUAGUACCGUUUGAGUUGAACCUGCGACUCGCCUCUGAUGGGUUGUAAGACCUGUUGUCCCAUUCAACUUCUUCAUUCACGUCCAGCCCAUGGUCGAUGUAGAGCUGCAAAUGUGCAAUGCUUACAACUCCCGGCCAUAAUCGACGGCUCGACUGACCGAUUCCCCACAUACUUGUACCGGAUUCAAGGAGGAUUCGAGUACACUCAGUAAUCCGGGCAACGAUUUCGGCUUUUAAGGUCGAUUCACUAUGAAUGUGUCUAACAUAGCCCAGAGUUGCGUGCAGUGCAGUACGUCCACAGUCUUCGUGGCUUUGUACCUCGGCGCCAUUUUCGAGCAAAUAUUCAAGUACUUCGGUGUCCAUUUGUCUUGCUGCAUGCCAUAGAGCCGUACGCCCUUGUGCAUCUUGUAAAUUAACUGGCGCUCCCACUUGUAAUAGUACCUUGGCCACUUCCAGAGGAUAGUCGCGCGUCACCGUUUGCAUAACUGUUUGUGGGUAGUAAUAGAUGCCAGAUUCGAAGCCUCCAGGAUGGAAUUUCGCGCCGUAUUUCGCCAAAAGCCGAAUAACUUCCAAGUCCAAUAUGUUCUUAGUAGCCACAGAUAGUGGGGUGGUGCCUCUCGUAGUUUGGUAGGAAGCGUUGCCACCGUGAGCCAGGAAUUCCCGAAGAGUGUCCAUGAGGUUAACAGAGGCUGACCUCUCUUUCCACUCAUAAAAGGGCCGUUGCAGCAGUUUUAGCAAUGGCGUAUCUCCAUCCUCAUCCACAUGGUCUAUCUCCGCACCGGCAUUUAUAAGACAUUUUGCAACAUCCGCGUUUGAGGCGUAAGCGAGGGCCGUUGACGGCGAUGGGCACCCGCAGCAUCCAAGAAGGUAGUUUACAAGGAUGGUCGGCGUUUUACUACAUACUGCAAAUUGUAAAAUGUUCUUAUCCCUGCCAACACCGAACAAUGGAGCACCACAAUCCACCAGUAACUGGCAAACCUGGAGUAAGCUGCCUUUGGGUAUAUGAUCAAUGGCGGUGUGAAGUAUGAAUUGAAACUCGUCGCCAGCGAGAUUUGGACGAUUUUGGAGGAGUAGAGUCAAAUGUGCCACCUUUUUCGAAUGCAAAACAGCCUUAAUAAUGUCUGAUGAUAACGGCAUGUCUUGUAGAAGGAGGAUGACGUCUUCCAGCCGGUUGAGCUUGUCCCGCGUCUGUCGAUAAAUCCCCAGCCUUUCGUAUAGACACCCAAGCAUCUCAGCCCAUUUAUGCGGAGGAAUGCCUUCUCCUCCGCCAGCUUCUUUGAGUGCCUUUGCUGUAGCGAUUGAACCAUAAAGAAGUGCAAGUAUUAUCGGUGGAAAGUGUUUCCGCUCAUCCGGGAACGCGGGCACGCCUCUUGCAAGAAGCAUAUUGACAAUGUCUGUAUCACGGUGAUAGAUAGCUCCUUCGAUUGGGGUCACGCCUUUUGCACGAUUGAUAUGAACAAGAUCGAUUCCCGGCAAGUCCAAGUAUCUGCGGAUGACGGCGAUAUUGCCUUGGCGGAUAGCAGGUGUGAGAGGAUGCUCGCAAUCCUCCUCAAUAUAGCCUCGUCCGGUGACGACUUUCUCGAGCAAUUCCUUGUUUUGCAGCAGUUCGUCGACUAGCGCAAGAUGGCCGCGCUUAGAUGCCGAGCAUAGAGUGUACAUGUUUGUAUAGUUGCCGUGUUUUAGCACCUCUCGAAAGAGGUCGACAUCUCCUUUGGACAGGGACCAUUUAAAGGCUCUAUCAAGAGCACCAGUCGCUUUCCAUAAAGACGGUUGAGAAACGGCACGGAGUCUUUUGGAGACCAGACAGAGUGAGCAAACGGUCGGGCGGUCGGAAAUGCUAUUAACAAUUUGCUCCAGAAUCUCCGUUGGAAGUGCGCCUAGAGUUGAAGCCCCCAUCAGAUCUGCCGGUAGGUGAGUUGUUGAAAAGACGUAGUAGCAGUUUAAUUGGAAUUCAACCGUCUUAGCAGUUAUGUUUUAGACAGAUAUAUAAGUUGAGG